AACAAGGUAAUGGCACCGAUACAAAUGGAUUAACAGCUCUGACUCGGUGCGCAAGCCACAUCCCCACGUGGUAAAAUAAAUAAACAACGUCUCAUCUUGCAAAAUCGCCGCAGUCCCUGCUCCCCGCCGCUGCUACCUCCCCUAGCCCCGCGUAGUCUUCUUCUUCUUCCUACACUGACGGCUUUAGCCGGAGAGUGACAAUCGGCGACGUUCUUUCGUUCCUUCACUUUGAUUCUCGUAAAUUCUCCGUGUGGGAGACCCCCCCACCACCACCACCAUCACCUCCACCACCUCGCUCGCUGUGGUUCGAACAUCGCCGGGCCGUAGGUGGCACACGGCAACGAUGUUGUCUUGAAGGAGACUCCUCUAGAAGGAUAUGGCGUGCGCGGUGGCCACCCCGGUGCUGGAGCCGAGUGGAGACUUCCCGGCAUGGCUGGAGGCGCAGGGCGUGAACGCGGAGGUGGCCCGGGCCAUGGACUCCGAGCUGGGCAUCCGGGACUACGGGGUCCUGCGCGCCUGCGUCGGGGACGGCCUCGUGCGGGCCGAGCUGCUGGCCGCGGCGCGCGACCGCCUGCCCUUCGGCUUCUACGCCGUGCUGCGGCAGGUGGUGAAGGCCCUGCGGGGCGCCGAGCACCACGACGCUGGGACGCCGUGCUGGGACGCCGCCGCCGCUUCCUCCCCUGGCGACGUGACCCUGGGAGGCCUGGUGGAGGUGCUUCUCGCGCUGUUGAGCGGCUUGAGCCGGGAGCUGCUGCUGUCCGUGCAGAGGCUGGGAGUCAUGGAUGCUGCCGGGACCUGCAUUGAGGGCCUCAAUCAAACGGCCAAUGAUGGAAGUCCUGAGAUUGCGAUGAAAGUGGAGCAGGAACACGUCUCAGAAUGUGAUACUCCUUCCACAGAAUCCACCUUCGGCUCCACCCAGAUGAGUCGGAGGAUUAAAGUGGAGGCCCGUGAUGCAAGUAGCGGAGUUCCUGAGGAGGUUUUUGAAAUCGCCAUUCAAAGCGUGACCUCGCCGGAGCCCGAGCAAGUGAGCCUCGCCACGGCUGCCGAGCCUGACGCAUCUUCAUCGCUGCAGCAUGAGGCGACUGCCAAAGUGAAGAGAGAAAGUGCAGAUUCCGUUACUGGUACCGAUUGCACACCCCUGCCGCUGCACGAUGGAAGAUCAACCUGUCAGAGUGCUGUGAGCUUGAAUGUGGAGCAGCAGCCAAACAGCAAACAUGGUUCGGAGCCUGGAAAAAUGCUGCAUCUCUGUGAUCAAUGCGGAUGCAGCUUUUCACAUAGCGGCACUCUGAAGCGCCACCAGUGUCAAAUGACGCGGGGCUACAGAGACAUCGAGCACCACUCGAAGAUGCGCAUGACCGACAAGCAGUGCCUACGUCAAUUGGACAAGUCCGUCUUGCAGGAUCCCCAGCGGAAUUGUCACGUGUUUGAUCAUGAAAGGGGGAGGCCCUAUCAGUGCGGGAUUUGCAGCAGAGUCUACACGAGUGCCUUUCAGUUGGAGGAUCAUGAGUGCAUACGAAAGGGCGAGAAUCUGCACCAGUGCGACGUUUGUGAGCAAGCCUUCUCGCGGGCCGAUCACCUGAAAGACCACCGACGCGUGCACAUGGCCGAGAGGUUGUACGAGUGCAUGAUGUGCGGCCAGGCCUUUUCGCGCGCCACCACACUCAAACGUCACCAGAUGGUGCACACGGGAGAGAAGCCGUACAAGUGCGAGGUGUGCGGCAAAGCGUUCUCCCAGCGCACCAACUGCCAGCGGCACCAGGGCCAGCAUUUCAAAGCGAAGCAGUGAGAUCUGAAAGAGAAGAGGGGGUGGGGGGUCAGAGGUCGUUGGGCAGUCACCGAGUCCUGCCCAUUUUCUCUUUGUCCUCAACUGCACGUUAUCCUUAAAUGCCUUGUCGCACACGGCGACGGCUAAUUCAAUGCAAGCGCGUACACACGGGUGGGAGGCCGUACCAGUGCAGCGUCUGUGAUGAAGCCUUCUCAGAUAUCAGCGACCUCAAGGCUCACCGCUUCUUGCGUUAUGGAGGAGAAAUACCAGUGUGCUGUGUGUAACAAAGCCUUUGCUCAACCUCAUUCUUUAAGGGCCUCUGUGAGAAGAGGGGGGGGGGACUGUGUUCCACGAUGAGUACUUUUUAUACUAUACUAUUGAAACAAAGUUUUGAUGGCUGGAGGGAUGGACGGAGGUCUAAUAUUUCUGGGGCUGUUUUACCUGAAUAUGAAGAAUCAGUCCUAAGGCUUUGAGGUCAAGUGCAUAUUCACAUUGCUUUCAUGACAUCAAUGAAUUUUACUUAUUAAUUAACGUGUGUGGUAGUGAAGUUGCAGUGAUAUCACUGGAGUUCUAUAUUGAUCUGCUCAACCGUAACGUUCCUCGUGAAGGAAGCCACAAACUUGCAUCGGAGCACCAGGGAAUACAAAUAUGGACACUUGUCUUUAAGAUGAGAUCCGCUUGGGUUUUGGGUCAAUGUUUCCACCAAGUUUCUAACAUUAAUCUUGUAACUAUUUAAAUCAGAUAUUGACCUAAUAACUAUUAUGAAUCAGAUUGGUUGUUCGUGUGAGGUCAUGACACCCAGGUGAUACGGUCAGCGGUUCUGACUUCCCUGAUUGUUACUCCUGACUUCCUGGAUGUUAUCCUGAUGUUGUUUGUACGUAUUUACAUUUAACUUCUUUCGCACCGUACAUAGCGAACCCUGAUCAUGUUUGACGGAGUCUUGAAUGAAACGUCGUGUGUGUGUGUGUGUAUAUAUAUACACACAUAUACACACAAAAAAACCUCGCUAUGCGCGAAUUCUGGAUUUGCAACAUUCGCAUAUUCGCGGGUUGUUGCAUAGCGAAUUCUGGGUUCGCAAUAGUCGCAUAUUCGCGGGUUGCUAAAUGCAUUCGCGGGUGUACGUAGUGCUAGGCCACCUACACCGAGGAGGUGCGCGCACAAAUUAACAUUUGAAACUGUCCGAGAAGAUUUGGCAUGCCCCCUCGGCUGCCCGCUUUGCUCUCCGUCUCUAAGUAAAUCCUGUUCUAAACUCGCUGUUGUGCAUUUAGUUUUUUGUUACUUCUUUAUACGUACUUACAGUCGACUCAUUUAUACAUUUUGGUGUGUAAACGAGUGUACCGUGAGGUCCAUUCAAAAGAACGCGAAUGCAAGCGGGGAAAGUGCCGCGGCUUAUGCUCCCCUGAGUGCUAAAAUAAAAAAAAUCGCUGCAUCACCCGUGGAGUCAUCAUCCUAAAUUUCUCACCACCACCUCCAUCGUCAUCAAAUCAUCAUCGUCAAAAGUAAUAAUACAAAUAUAUUGUUCUUAAGAAGGUAUUAUUUAUUGUAGUAAUUGUUAUUAAACAUUUACCAUUUCCUCCCCCAUGUUCGCUCUUACCAGGAACGUAACCCCGUUUUUCCCAUUGGAACCAGGUUUCCUGCAUUUGCGAAUUCUGCAUUCGCGAGCGUUUUCAAGAGCGUAACCCGCGCGGAUCGAGCGUAGGUUUUACUGCAAUUUCUGUAGUUUUUUUUGUUCGUGAGGAUUGUUCUUCAACUUACCCGGUGUGAGCUGAAACAAUAAUUGGCGCAUCAACCCCCCCCCGCCCCUGUACACGUGACAGUUGCUUUGUUAGGCUAUUCUAGAUUUGAAGCUUUCGUGACUGCAAGGAUUCAUACUCUUUGUUUUUUCCGGUAAAGUCACGUAGGUAAAAUAAAAUAAAUGAAAACUAAAUUAAAUCACGACGUUUCGGAGGCAACACAAGCUUCCGUCUUCACGUGGAAACCGUCACAGCAAAAUUGCUAUGUCUGGUGGUGGAGGGUUCUUAAUGAUGCACAUUUGGUUAGAUCAUUAUGUACGUUGGCUAACCCCAAAACAUAUUAUGCAUCGUAGUACUGUAUUGGCUACCAAUAUCUACGUAUUGAAUUAGUGUUGUAAGGAAAUGUCUGAUAAAAUAAAACCUCAGGUACCAAUGCAAAUAUAUUAGAUACUGUGCUGGGAUAUAAGUGGACAAUAGAGAGUGCUAUAUUGUGAUUAAAGUUAAUAUCUUGAUGAA
Petromyzon marinus (sea lamprey) is the source of this 4014-nucleotide messenger RNA. RefSeq lists its product as uncharacterized. The record is from RefSeq and is a predicted model, not a curated record. Lineage: Eukaryota; Metazoa; Chordata; Hyperoartia; Petromyzontiformes; Petromyzontidae. Gene Ontology annotation, molecular function: DNA-binding transcription factor activity, RNA polymerase II-specific; RNA polymerase II cis-regulatory region sequence-specific DNA binding. Gene Ontology annotation, biological process: regulation of transcription by RNA polymerase II.